AUGGGGAAAUCAUCUCGUCAUCAAAAUAAAAACACAUUUAAGUUUAAAAAGUUUUCUGAUCGCAUUUCAAAUUUGAAGAUUGAUGUUAUCCAUCAAAUCAAACGCCCUGAAGAUGAUGCUGAAGUUACAGAAACUUAUUUUGGAGCAGCCUUGUUUAAGUGGUGUUCACUUAAUCUUACAAAUGAUUUCAACAAUUUCAAGACAGAAAUAUCAGAUCAGGUGAAAACUUUUGUCCAGUUGGUUCAUCAUUCGGAUAAAAUUGUGGCUUCCUUAUUAAAACACUUGUCUGUACCAAAUAGUAUGGCACAUGAUGCUUUACUUGACUUAGUGGUUCAACUUGCCAAGGAUCUUCAGCAUGACUUCUACAAACAUUUUCCUGAUGUAUUCAAGAUUUUAGUAGCUUUAUUGAAAGCCAAUUCACAAGAUAUCCAACUCCUUGAGUUGGUUUUCACCUGCCUUUCUUACCUGAUAAAAUUCCUCUGGCGCUACAUGAUCAAAGAUAUCAAGAAUGUCAUCAGGUACUUUUUGCCACUGCUCAGCACACAGAAUAAACCUUACAUUAGAGAAUUUGCAGCUGAAAGUUUUGGAUUUCUUAUACGAAAAGUGAAAGAUCAAAGUGAACUACUUGAUUUUGUUUUUGGAAGCUUAAACAAACAUUCACAGCAUACUGCUGGCAUUAGUCGUUUACUCUUUGAAGUCUUGAAGAGUGUCCAGAACCAUGUCCACUCCUGUGCAGUGAAGGUGUUUCCUGUUAUUCUGUCCAAGUUGGGGCCUGACCCCAAGAGUGACAAUAUUCCAAACCAGUUUAUUUUGAAUCAGAUUGAGGUUUGUGUCACUCAAAUGAUGGAAGCAUUGGCUGCUCAUGUAGAUGGCACAGACCACAUUUCUCACUUGUGGCCGAUAUUACUGGAGGAGAUAACAAAGCAUCAUCAAUUCUGGCUCAAGGGAGAGAAUUCUGCUCCUGAGAACCUUCAGCGCCUACUCAAUGUGACUUCAGUUUGGCUCAAAUUCAAACAUGGAGCUUUAGUCUCUGAACCUGAUAAAGUUUCUAAUGUUUUGUCAGCCAUCUUGAAAUCUGAGAAUAUUUUACCAGAUAGCACACUGUGUGCUGUUCUUAAUUGUGUGUCACUUCUGAUUUAUGGAUGCUAUGAAAGAAUUAGCAUGUCUAGCUUAUCAAGAGUUAUUAAUUUGAGCUUCAAUAAAAAAAUCGAUGUUGACAUUGUUUAUCCUUUUGCAAAGACACUUUUCUCAAUGCCACUGUUUGAAAAGAAUGUCUUGUAUCCACUGAUGGAGUUCAUGCAGAGUACAAUGAAGGAAAAAGAUGCUUCAGUUAAAGUAAAAUCACUGCUGAUGGCUACAGAAGUGAUUCUUUUCAAAAUUUCUCUUCCACUUGAUGCAAGUGAACUUGAUGACUAUCAACAUUAUACAAUGGACUUUAAUAUUGUAAUGAAAAGAACUUCCACAAAAGGAAUUGUCUUUAGUGAUUACGUUCAGAAUCUCAUCUCUGAUACUAACCUUGACAACAGAUGGCAAUUAGUAUUGACUUGGGCAGCUAUUGUCUGUAUGCCACACAUCAGACCCAAAUCAAAUUGUGAUGUCCUGAAAAAGCUAAUCAAGGAACUUUGGAUUUGUAUUACAUGUUCUGAUGUAGAGCCUUCCCUCAAAGAUUUGCACUUGUUUAUAUUGGCUCAAGCUGUACAAAGAUUUUAUCUGAUGGUCGAAGAAGCCCAAUUCUUUGAGUGUAUCACAUUGGAUAAAGUAGAAGUGCUCUUGAAGUCUUACAGCGACAACAUUCAUGCCCUCCAAGUUGUUGAUAUAUUUUUUUGGUUGGCUUCUCGGUCAACUAAUAUGGAAAGUGUUUGCAAUUCAGAUAACUGUCUCAGAAUUUACUCAUUCCUUGAACAGAACCUUUCUAGUGCUUCUCAUCAGGUUCGUCUGUUGACUGUUCAAAUCCUGUCCCAGUUUCAACUUUCUCUUCCAAUAACAGACAACCCUGACAUUUUUCAAGUAGAUGUUUUCAACAUUUGUCUGGAUGCUGAAAGAAUUCCUCGAACUGUCCAAGAUUAUCGGGAUAUCAUCAAACACCUGCAGAAACUAGACAGCUGUUUAAUUAAGAACAGUAUUCCAUCUGUUGAUCCAAGAUUCAAUCAGGUGCCACUAAGAUUCCUGUUAGGUAACCUUUUCUGCAACUUCAAACCUAUUUGGGAACCAGUUCGUAAACUCAUCACCUCAUAUGCAACUUCCAUGUCCAAAGAAGAUUUCUGGGAAGUCUUUGGGGAACAUCUUAAGAAAGCAGCUUUUGAUUGUGAAAAUAAUGUUCCGACUGUGUCCAUUUGUGAUACUGCUGAGCUUUUGCCUGAUGAAGAGGAUGCAGAAGUAGAUACAGUUUUGUUGCAAAUAUUUAGAGAGCAACUUGAAAAUUCACUCAAGAGGGAGACUUCGUCAGCAACUGUAGACCAUUUUCGAGAGCAGCUGUGGAAGACAAUGUUAAACUUUCCGCAAGUCUGUGAAGCAAACUCCAAACUUUUAUCACAUUUACUCUUUCAGUUUAUUGAAAAUGAAUUCAAACAAGUUGACAAGGACUCCAUGGCUCGACAGAAUAUUCUAAAUAGGGAAUGGAAAGAGAAGAUUGAUGAAAUUGAGAAAGAGAAUAUGGAGGUUGAUGAUGAGGAGGAGAAAACUGAUGAAGAGAAAGCAGAGGAGACAGAUGUUAAUAUGGAAGAUGAGGAGGAGGAGGAGGAGGAGGAGGGAGAAGAUGAGAAUGAAGCAGAAGAUACAAAACAAGAGACAGCAAAUAGCAUUCAAACUGUAGUUCAGAAGCAACAAAAAGAACUUAAUAAUUUGUUAGUGAGCCAUUUACAGUUAUUUUCUCAAUUCCGCCAUGGAAACUCUUUGAGUAGCUCAAAGAAACUGAAAGAAUUGUUUGAAACGCUUCUUCAGCACAAAGAGAUAAUGAUUCAGAAGAUAGCUUUUGAAUGUUUGAUGAUAUUUCCUUUGAAAGGUGUAGGGCUUUACAGAGAAAAUUUUAUGCGUAUUCUUGAGGAGAAGACUUUCCGAGAUGAACUGGCAUUGUUCAACUCUGAUUCUGAAUGCUGUAUUAUUGAGGAGGCACACAGAGCUGCUGUGAUGGCCAUAUUAACAAGAAUUCUCUAUGGUGCUCUGCAAAAUAAGAAGACUACAGUUUCAAAGAAAGGGCAGGUUUUCUCAUUUCUCUGUAGUUGUAAGUUAGAAGAACAACUUAUAUUCAUUGACUUGGUCUUGAAACCUUGUGAAGAAUUUCUUGCUGAUAUCACUAUACCCCAAUUGAUGACAUCCAUAGACUUGAGAAAUAUGUUACCUCCAAAAGUAAUGCAAAGUUUUUUGAAUAUUAUUCUUCUGAUUAUGAGGAAACUGGGUCACUACAUCAAAGUUUACCUGCCCAAAUUGUUGAAGGUGAUUCUUGGCAUUGCAGCUACCUGUAAGGUUUGUUUAGAUAACAAGCAUAAGAUUUACAGCAAAGCAGUGGGACAAGUGAAAACUGUGUGGAAAAUGUCUCUCACUCGGCUCUUUCAGUUCUUUGAAAUAUUUAAAACUUAUCCUUACACUGCAAAUGAGAUUGAUUCGGUGUUUGAUGUGGUUGUGUGGCCAAAGAUUCAGUGCUUACCUGUUGAAAGUCUCAAAACACCAACCUAUUUAUUGAAUUUUCUUCAUGCCUGGACGAAAUCCCCACGAUUUUUUCCUUGCUUCCUGAAAACUAUUAAGAAGACCAAUAUCUCUCCUAUGCCUUAUGUGUUUCAACUGCUGAAUAGCAAAGGUAUCAGUAAGACUGUGUUGCAUGUUGUGAUGGAAAUGAUCUACAAUCUGGUCAGUGUGGAAAUGACCGAAGAAGAAGAAACAGAAUAUCAACUUGAAGAAGUUAAAGGGAACAAGGAAGAGGAGGAGGAGUGGGAGGAGAAAAAAGAGCAAGAUCUAUCAAAAGAAAUACUUGUUUUGAAUGGAUGUCCAAAAUACAGUCACAACAAACAAGAACUUGGCAUCCAAAUUCUUAAACCCCAUAUUCCUACUCUCUUGGAGCACCUCCAGAGGAACAUAUCAUCAGUCAUUUCUCAUUUAAAUCGAAAGAAUGCCAGUUGCAGAGAGUUGACCAUUCUUUCCAAAAUCACUAAUCUUGUGACAAGCAGCAAGCAAUGUCCAGUAUUGGUUUCACUUUUAUUGUCGAUUCUUGCCAAGAAAGGGAAACGCAGUUGGGAAACUGAACUUGAUCUCCUUACAUCAAUUCUAAAUAUGAUUCCAGUCAUAAAGAAGGACAUUUUAAAUCUCUACAGAAAAGUCAUUUGUUUAUUUACUUCAAUAAAACAUCGAAGACCCCGAAAGGUUUUGUGUGACAUUGUUCAGAAACUUUCUGAGAAACAGUCAAGUUUAGAAAAAAUUGCCAAGAUUUUACACCAACUGAAUUCUUGGAAUCCAAACCGUAUUGAGGAGCCUGAUUUUCAUCAGAGACUUGAAGGCUUCAAAGUGGCCAAUAAAAUUAUUAGUGACAUGGAAGAACUGGAUGUUAAUUUCCUCCUUCCCUUGGUACACAACUGCUGUUUUUUUAUUAUAUCACUUGAUGAUUUUUCAAUCAAAGAUAACAGCACCAAUUGUUUGGUUACAAUUAUUAACCAGUUUGAUCAAGUAGCAAACAAAGACAAAUUUGCUUAUCAAGAAGUCAUUGAGCGGACAAUUUUGCCACAAAUACAGGCUGGAAUUGGAGGAGUUAACCAAUCUGUUCGUGCUGAGUUCUGCACAGUUUUGCGAGCUGUAGUGAUUAAAUUUUCUUCACGGAAACCAUUUGAUGACCUUGUGAAAAUCACAGACAAAGAUCCAGACACAGAUUUCUUUGAAAACAUAAAGCAUAUUCAGGUUCACCGAAGAACCCGUGCCCUUCGCAGACUUGCUAAUAAUCUGGCGAGCUAUGAAAUGGAACGUGAAACUCUUUUAUUGUAUUUGCUGCCUAUUGCAAAUGGCUACCUUCAAACCAAAUUCAAGAAGAUAGAAGGUCUCCAAGAAGCUGCAAUUGAGUUGCUUGGUGCUCUGUGCUCUCAGUUGCCAUGGAAAAUAUAUCAGAAACAGCUGAGGUAUUACCUGAAUAAGAUAACAACUGAACAAGAAAACCACAAAUUAAUGAUGAAAAUUGUGAUUGCCAUCUUGGAUGGUUUUCAUUUUGAUUUGUCCAACAGUACUUACACUGGUUCUAAUGCCAAUAAUCUCAUCAAACAUGUCUUAGAAAAAGAAGAAAAAGAGAAAAAUGAUAAAGAGGAAAAGGAAGAAGAAAAAGAAGACGAAGAUGAAGAAGACACCAGAAUUGGAAAACAAAGUGCAUCUGGUCGAGUAAUUUGUCCUGCUGGCAUGGCUACCAGAAUCCACUCUUCAAUUGUGAACAACAUCUUGCCAAAACUCUACAGAUGCUUGGUCCAAAAGGUGAGAAGUGAAACUGAACACAAACUUGUUAAGUCAAAAUAUGCUGAGGACUUUGAGAUUCUGCGAGUGCCAAUUGCUCUGACGAUGAUUAAAUUAUUGAAAAAUUUACCUGAACACUCUCUGAAGAGUAAUCUCCCUUCCAUCUUGCUGCGUGUGUGCCAGUUUUUAAAGUCACGGUCUCAGGAUAUCCGUAAAUCUUCACGUGACACUUUGGUCAAAAUAGCUCAGUCACUUGGACCUGGCUACUUCCCAUAUAUUUUGUCGGAGAUGAAAUCUGCUCUCACCAGGGGUUACCAACUUCAUGUUUUGGGUUUUACAACUCAUUCCUUGCUGCAAGCAUUGUCAGGUCAACUGAAAAUUGGUGACCUUGACUCUUGCCUGAAAAGUCUCAUUGAGGUUUUCAAUGAAGAUAUAUUUGGUGAAGUUGCAGAAGAAAAAACAGUUGAGGCUUUGGUUUCCAAAUUAAUGGAGGCCAAAAACUGUAAAAGCUUCAAUUCCUAUCAAGUACUGGCCAAAUAUAUGAGUACAAACUGCAUGACAGCUUUGAUUAGUCCCUUAAAACAGAUACUUGACAACACAAACAGCCACAAGGUUUCCCAGAAAGUGGAAUUAGUCCUCAGACGAUUGAUUAUUGGACUUGCUGCCAAUAAAUCGUUGGAAGUCCACAAUCUGAUGAUUUUCAUUUACAGUUUGGUCUGUCAAACAUUGCCUCUCCUUGUAGAGAAAAAAAUGGAUUCAGAAAAACUUGUUCACCCACUGGAAACAAAAGUGGAAAGUUGUCUGAUCUUGCCAAAAGCCCCAACACGUGAAGGGAAAAAAUCCAAAGUAUCCAAGAAGACAAAUAUGCAUAUUUUGGUAGAAUUUGGGUUAAAGUUACUGUUCUACAUCUUCAAGCAAUCACGAUUAAAAUCCAGUGAAGUUGACCAUCUGCAGUUGUUGGAUCCAUUUGUCAGUAUUUUGAUUGAUUGUUUAGCUUCAAAACAUAUUAAGGUGAUCAUCUGUGCCAUUAAAUCUUUGUGCAUCAUGUUGAAAUUUCCACUGCCUGCAAUGAAGAAGAAUGUUAAAAGACUUGCAGACAAUUUAUUUGUUCUGUUAAACAGUUUUGCAGCUUCUGGUGCAGCUCGUGGGGAAAAUGCUGAACUUGUUUUCAUUCUGUUUAGGAUUGUGACCAUCUUGGUACGGGAAAUCAAUUAUUAUGAUGUAAAACCGGAACAACUGCAAGUGUUGGUGAUGUAUUGUGAAGAGGACAUUUGUGAUUACACAAGACAAUCCAGUGCUUUCACACUUAUUAAGGCAAUCUUGUACCGAAAACUCAAGAGUCCUGAAAUUACAGAAAUGAUGAACUUGAUAAAAACGAUGGCUAUAACUUCCGAAGUAGCACAUAUUCGAAAGCAAUGUCGAGAGGUUGUUCUUCGAUACUUGCUGGAUUAUCCUGUUGGAAUGGCAAGACAGAAUUAUGUGGAAUUUUUUGUAAAGCAUUUAGAUUUCUCUAUUGAAGAAGGACGAUUAUCAGCCAUUGAAAUUCUAACAGCAAUUAUCAGGACAUUCCCACCUGAACUUGUUGCAGAUCAGGCAGUCUUUUUUUUUUUACCUCUCAGCGCUUCUCUAAUUAAUGAUAAAUCUGCAGCUUGUCGCAAGAAUACAGCCGGUGCAAUUAAAAUGUUAAUAGAAAAGUUGGAUUCUAAAAUGCGACAGGAACUUUUUACUUUUGUUGUCAAAUGGUAUGAAGACAAAAAGUUGCAGUUACAGACAGUUGCUGCUCAACUCUCAGGUCUUUAUGUAGAGGUAGAGAAAGAGCAAUUCAGUCAAAGAUUAACGACAGUGUUACCUUUGCUCAAUAAAAGUUUCAUGUUGAGUAACAGCAUUAAGGAGGCAAAGAGCUUGGCUAAUGAGAAUGACCAAGAUCACUUUUUGUACAACAACUUGAAUACCAUGCUCAAGAUUUUGAGGUGUUGUGAUGUAGCCAAAAACUCCAAAUGGAUUGAACGAAUGAACAAGUUAUGGGAGCAUGUCCAGAAUUACUUAAGGUAUCCACACACCUGGGUGCAAUUAAUGUCAGGACAAUUGUUUGGUUUGCUGUUCACGUCAUAUCCUCCAGAUCAAUUAGUUGCUGAUAUUUUGAGAAACAGUUCACAAAAAUCAAAGCAGUCUGUGCCUUACUUGGUAAAAAAUGGUCAGAAAAAGAUUCACAGUUUGGUCAUGGAUUCUGUGGCCCAAUUACAAUCUCCUCUUUUACAGAAAGCACAAGCAGAACAAGCUGUAAAGAAUUUGGUGUAUUUAGCCAAAGUUAUCAAACGUUUAAAUAUACAACAAGGUAUCAUUGAUCCUUCAUCAGUGCCAGAGAUAAACAGUGAGUUAGUAGUUGUUGAGGAAGAGAACAGUAAAAUAAAAGAUGUAACAGAACAUGAAAUAGAAGAUGACUCUAAAAUGGAGAAGGAGGAGGAUGAAGAAAUGGAAACAGUAGAAUAUGAAGAAAAACUGAUUGAUGAAAAUGAAGAGGAAAACAAUUUAGAGGAAGAGGAAGAAGAUUUAGAGGAAGAGGAAGAUUUAGAAAAAAUACUGAAGAAAUACAGUAAUGAUGUUGAAGAGGAAGAGAAGGAAAAAGAAAAGGUUGAAGAAGAAAAAACUGAUGAGAUUGAAGAAAAGGUAGAAUAUGAAGAAUUAAUAUCUUGUGAAGAAGAUAUAUCUGAUGAAGUGAAAAAACAGAUGUGGAAAAAUGAAACCCCUGAUGAUGAUGAAAGUUCUGAGGUUACAUUGCCCUGGAUUGUCCGUAAAAUGACUAGAGAAGCCCAUUAUGAAAACAUUCAUAACCCCAAGUGUACAUUAAAGCGUUCAUUUGUAUUUAAAUGGUUUGCUGCUGUUGCUGUGGACCUAGGGGCAAAUCUCUUAGCCUCUGUGUUACACAUCAUGCUUCCUGCAUUACACCGAGAGCUCAAUGAUACAGUCCGUACUCAAGAUGCCAACUUGAAAAAUUUGACACAAGAAGUCAUGGAACUGCUGAAGAACACAGUUGGUGUAGAAGUCUUCUCAUACAAAUAUGCUAUUGUACACAGAGACCGGAAAGAAAGAUCAGAAUCCCGUAAGAGAAAGAAAGCUAUUCAGGUGAUAACAAACCCUGAAAUUGCAUACAAGAGAAAAAUUAAAAGGAAUCUUAUUUCCAAAUUAUUAUUUUCUUUAUCCUCGUCACACGUCCGUUCGCCGGAGACGUCAUAA
Acanthosepion pharaonis is the source of this 8652-nucleotide messenger RNA. Lineage: Eukaryota; Metazoa; Mollusca; Cephalopoda; Sepiida; Sepiidae. The record is from the annotation of a GenBank genome assembly.